Molecule: messenger RNA, 1064 nt
Organism: Aptenodytes forsteri (emperor penguin)
Lineage: Eukaryota; Metazoa; Chordata; Aves; Sphenisciformes; Spheniscidae
Gene: ZFAND2A
Product: zinc finger AN1-type containing 2A
Exons: 6
Biological process (GO): proteasome-mediated ubiquitin-dependent protein catabolic process; protein targeting to ER
Cellular component (GO): cytoplasm; endoplasmic reticulum
Molecular function (GO): zinc ion binding
Source: RefSeq, a predicted model, not a curated record
AUGGGAUUGGAGUUGAGAGACCUGGAAGAGGCAAAUGUGAGCUGGAGUCACCCGAAUGUUAAUGCUGCAGCGGUGGCUCCACAGCUGGAGCAGCAAGCAGGAUGCUCCCGGAUGGCGCAGGAGUACCACAGGUGGGCUGGCUCCCCCUCCGGGUGGCCCGUAAGGAACGGAUGGCGCGUGUCCCGGGGAGGCCAGCGUCCUGAACCCCGAGUCUCUUCGGGAAGCCGGGCGCUGUGGUUAGUAGCAGACUUCCUUCCUCUGAAAUGUGAUGCUUGUGGGGAAGUCUUCUGUAAAGAUCACAUCCGUUAUGAUGACCACAAGUGUAGCUCUGCCUACAAGAAAAAUGUGCAGGUUCCAGUGUGUCCCCUCUGCAAUGCACCUAUCCCAGUACAGAAGGGGGAAAUACCAGAUAUUGUGGUUGGAGCCCACAUGGAUAAGGACUGCAAAUACAAUCCAGCCCAGCAGAAGCAGAGGAUCUUCACAAACAAGUGCUUAAAGCCAGGCUGCAAAAGGAAAGAGAUGAUGAAGGUAGUUUGUGAACAGUGUGGUGGCAACUUCUGCAUAAAACAUCGGCAUCCUCUGGAUCAUGACUGUAAAGGGAGCAGCCAUCCCACCUCCAAGGCAGGAUAUGCAGCUCUGAUGAGAGCCUCUCAAACUGCCUUCAAGUCAACGGGAGCAAUUGGAGUGCCAUCUAAUGGGAGUCUUCAGCACAACAGGUAUAAGCUGUAGAAUGAGAAAAAACAAACAAGAUUGUUUAAAAAUAGUCUUAUGUCAACACGGUGUAGGAGUGCCACUGUCAUACCACUAACUGCUCUAGAGUUGGCAGCUGAUCUUUGACCAGUGUUGGGAAUGUGGCAGAGGGGUUCUGACAGCACAAGUAAAUCUUCACUUCUCUGUACUGUAGUGAUUAAAAUAGCUAUAUUGACACAAGCAUUAGGACAUCAAAUUGUUGUAACAGCAGGCUGGUCUCCCGCCUGCUCAGUGUGAGGCUUAGUCAAGUUCUGGGAAAAUGGUAUACAGUCAUCAGAAUGCUGAGGAAAGGAUGGCAAGCAUCUGAAUUAAAA